CCCGUUGGCCACGUGGCGCGUGUCGGAUCGGGGACAGCGUUGGCUAGUUCGCCUUGUAUGCCUAGCGUCAUGGAUUGCCGACGAGUGGAGCAGCGACAGGGCGCCAAGUGUUCCCCCGUUGCCUGCGCUUCCGGCGAUGGCGGCGGCGGGGGCGGCGGCCAUUCCCCUGAUCAUGAUCUUCUCCAGCAGCAGCGGCAGCAGCAAAUGCAAAAGCGACCGGAGGACCGGCAGACCUCGGCCCCAUUACAGCUCCUCACCACCCUGCAUUCCUCGUCCGUGCCCGCCGAGCUGAAGAUCACAGCAGCUUAUGAUCUUGCUCGAAAGCAAGGAGGAGGUGGCGGGAGGGAGAGGGAGACGAGUGAUGGUGACAAUUGGGGGAUGGUGGGAGAGAUGGGGGAGGAGAAGGAGUACGAGAGGGGCGGGGGGGGGGGGGGGGAAAUGGUGAAGCAUGGGCGCAAAGAACUCGACGAAGGGGCUUCAGCAGCGGCGGCGGUGGCGGCGGCGGCGGCGGCGGUUCUUGGCAAUACCGGGCAGGCGCAGCUAGUGCGCUUCUUGCACGAAUGGGUUGUUGGGUGUUUGGUUAAGUCCGCGUUUGGCGCGCAACGGGGAAGAAGUCAAAAGGCGGCGGAGGCGAGGAAGGGACAAGCGGGAGAUCGGGUGGGGGUGGGAAGAAGGGGUCUUGUUCCCGCCUCUUCGUCUGCGCCCCCUCCCCCUUCUCGGUCUGGCCAGUCAGCGGGCGGGAGAAACAGGCAUCUGAUGGGAUCGGGACCGAAGGAAGCACAAGCAGAGGGGGAUCUGUUAGCCUGCCGGGACUCGAGGUACUGGGCCGUGCUUACGUGGACUCUGGAGUCGCCGUUCUUGCCGCCAAGCACGCUGGUGAGCGCCAAUUUGCUGCAGGCCGUCGCCGCCGCCGUCAGCGAUGCUGACGUGGCUGAAGCAGAUUCGUCGGAUCUGGACGCUUACGUGGCGCGCGUGCUAGCGCUCCUUGUGGGGAAGUUCGCCCGCCGAUUUCGUCCGAGCUUGGAACACUGGGGGGCGAUGGUGGAGACGCUGCUCGGUCGGGCGGGAAUGAUAGGGGGACUGGAAGGUAUGGGCAGCGGCAGCGGAAGGGGGAGAGAGGAGGGAGGUGGUAGGAGCAGAAGGCGGCGGCAAAAUGGGAAGGACUGGAGGACAGUAGAGCUGUACGUACUAGAGGGCUUCGCGGAACACGUGCGCACGUCAGGCAAUCAGCGGAAAGUCUUCGUCUAUUUCGUGGACAGACUCAUGCUCGGAUUGCUCAGCCUGAGGGCGGCACGAACUUCUGGCGGCGGCGGCGACGAAACAGGAGGAGGAGGAGGAGGAGGAGGAGGAGGAGGAGGAGGAAGAGGAGGGAAUAUGCACCGCCAUCACCUCGAAUCAGAUCGAGAUCGGGAUCGGCCAGUUAGGGGUCGGGAUCCGGCAGAUAGGGAUCGAGAUCGGGUAGAUAGGGGAACGGAUGGGGCAAUUAGAGACAGGCAUCGGGCAGAUAGGGAUCGCGAUCGGGAUCAAUCAAGUGGUGGGAGUGGUGAGGAGGAGGACGGAGAUGGAGAGGAGGAAGUUGAUGGACGAGUGAAGACUGCUAUCGAGGAGAUUAUCAGACGGGCGCUGUUCCAUGAGACGCAUCUUGAAGGCUACUCUACUUCCUGUCAGGUAUUGACUAAGGUAGGGCACGAAAAGAUUAGUAGCAGUAGACGAGAAAAAGAGAGAGACGAAGCGGAAGAGGAGGAGGAGGAGGAGGAGGAGGAUGAGGAGGAGGGGGGGAGAGAGACGAAGAAAAGGCAAGCAGAGGCUGGCGAUCUUGAGCCGGAGUUUCUUCCCGACGAUAAAGAGCUGAAGAAGAGAAGGAGGGGGGGGCUGCAAGGAGGACGUAGUGUGGGGGGCGCGCGGGAUGUGGAGAUCUACAACUCGAAAUUCUGGGCGAAGAUUAGCGAAGCUGUCCGAGUAGGCCAUGGUGGUGUGCUCUCCUCCCUUGGAUGGCUGAUGGAGCUGUACGAUGCUGCACUCUCCACGCAAGAGAGAAUCAGGAGGAAGGGCAUGAUGAGUGCGCUGUUAUCUCCGCCUCUGUCUGCUACUCCUGGGCAGCCUGAAGAGGACGAUAUCAAGCGAUUGGGUGACGUCGAAGCGAGGGAGGAGGGGGAGUUGGAGGGUCAAGGCGAGGAGGAGGAGAAGAGAAUCGCCUUAGGAGCCAAUGUCAACGUCAAGGGGGGAGGCAAUCAACAACGACGGCGAGGGCGGCACGCAGCGGUAUUUGAGUUCUUUGCGGAGCUCUGCUCCCCUCUGCUGUCGCGGCUAACAAGUUGUGCGACGCUUACGGGUCCCACACAUGUAGAAGCAGCGGCGGAAUGCUUGGAGGCUGCGCACGACCUGCUCGGCACGACGCUGAAGGUCAAAGCAUACGUCCCGACGGAUGAUGCAGCAGAUGGGCUGCAUUUGAGAUUUCUGUCGCGGUUCUGUGCCUCUGUGAUGAGGGUGGAAGCCGUGGGUUUGCCACGUGGUCAGCUGAUGAUCGGGACGGAAGCUGUGGGUUUGCCAAAAUCACGGCCACGUGGAUCUCGGGGUGUGUACAAGGCCGAGGAGGAGGAGGAGGAGGAGGAGGAGGAGGAGGGAUCGAGAUGUGAUGUGGCUUUGAUGAAUAGGUUUUUGAAAGUAAUGCAUGUACUCUUGGAGAUAGAGUGCCGGGUUGUCAUGCCAUACUUGGAGAGCUUGUGGUGCAUGCUAUUUAUAGCUGCUGGAGUAGGGGGGGAGUUGGCAGCAAGGAGAGCCACAGACGAAGAAGCAGGCACAGCUGUGCGGGGCGAAGACAAGAAGCGUGUGGAAGGAGGAGUGAUUGCAAGCGAAGAGGAGGAGGGUGUGGAAGGAGGAGUGAUUGCAGAUCACCCAGAUCUGGUGCCAGUUACGCUACCAGGGCCUUUCGGCGUCUACCUGCCUGCUGCUGCUGCUUCACGAGGGGUGCAGGUGGUCUUAUGCUCCCUUCCCUUGUCACAGAAACUCGGGUCUGCCGUUCGUGUCAUGGCCGUUGGACAGGUGCCGUCUCUUGUGCGUACAGCUGCUACCAGCGUGAAAGAGCUCACGGCGGCAAUGCUUAAGAAGAUUAGCACUGUGCUGGCAUGCUCUUCUUCUGUAGUGAUGCCACCAGGAAGAAGCAAUGUCGGUAGCAGUGGUGAUAGUGGUGGUGGUGGUGGUAAAAAGGCCUCCUUGGGGGGGGAGCGGGGAAGGAGGGAACGCUUUCUGAAGCAACCACAGAAGAAGAUGGAAGUGAUUGAAUCUUUAAUCACAACAAAUGGCGGUCUUGGAGAGGAGCGCGCCUCCACCACAGGAUUACAGUUGCAGAUCGGACGGUGCGAAUGGAUCGCAAGUGGUGUGGGGGAGAUGUGCUGUAUACUCUUGGACAACGUGCAGGUGAGCACAUCAAAUGCAGUUGGGCUGGAGUCUGCAGUGCAGGAAUGGUACGCAGAUGUUUUGGUCCAUCCGCUGCAAAGGUGGAUUGACUUAUGUGUUGUAUUGGGAAGGAGGAGGAGGAGGAGGAGGAGGAGGGAAGGAAAAGAGGAGGAGCGGAGAAAAAGAAGAGGAAAUGAAGACACCUGUGAGGAGGAAGGUGGUGGGGCUAAAAAUAGAAUGCAGGAGGUAUCUUCAAAACGUGGCGGAGCUAAUAAUAGAACGAAUGGGGAUGCGGAUAGUUUGGACAAAGAUAAUCUGCAAGCAAUCCUCAAGAAGUGGGACAUCAAUGACAUGCCUUACACGUGGCGGAUCCUGCUUGCUCUACGGUCCUUGUUGAGUUGUCUCAGUCUACGUGAACAGUGUGCGUGGGUGAUGCCUCCUACAGCAGCAGCAGCAGCUGCAGGCAAAGCUGCUGUGGCAGUUGCAGAACUGAACGGUUUGUCUGCUGCUGAGUACACGGGACAUGAUACUGACGACGACGAUGAUGAUGAUGAUGAUGAUGAUGAUGAUGAUCAUCAUCAUCAUCAUCAUCAUCAUGGUGAUGGCAGAGAGGAAGGAGAGUCUGGUGGUUUCCUCCAGUCCAUAGGUCGAGGAGCUAUGCGAAUUGAAGAGUUUUUGGCUGGGUGUCAACACUUAUGGGGAACAAGGCAGCUGUUUGUUGAGCCCUCUUUAGUGUACCUUGUGGAGCGCAUGGUUGUUCGCUGUCUUGAGGAGGCAAAAAGGGAGGAGAGAAGAUUGAGAUACCAGCUGGAAAUUGGCGACCCUCCAAGUGGAGGGGGGCGGAAGGACAGGGGGAGGGGAAGAGAUGAUAGACGUAAUAAUAAACAGGAGGAGGAGGAGGAGGAAGAGGAGGAAGAGGGGGAAGAGAAGGAAAACGGGGUCGUACUUGCUGCUGCAUCUGGGAGGGAAUUGGCUAGUAAAAAUCCUCUUGGGGCAAACCGGAUAGACCCUGGAAUAAUUCUGGGGAAGGUUCGUCGCAAGGUCCAUUUGCUAGUGGAACAUAUUCUGAGAGGACUCGGGGAGGGAGGUGAUGAGGUUAAGCGGCGGCGGUUGGCCACUGCCGCUGAAGCGGUAGAGGGUCUGGCAACAGGAGCUGGAUUUACCUCCGCAGUAAGUGGGGAUCGGUCGGGAUCCAUCUUGAGCAGGUGGGAUGGUCUGGUCGGGACUCUAGAUCGCAACACGUUUGCCAUUGCGAGGUGGUAUCUUCUCUGCCGAACGUUCGAGUGUUGGUGUGCCGAUGCAACUGAGAUUCGCCUGCAGGGUUUUCUGAAUUGCAUCUUGGCAAGCGCAUUCGAUGGCGAAGGACAUGGAGGAGGAGGAGGAGGAGGAGGAGAAGGAGGAGGCUUGCAGGGCCAAGCUGGAGAGUGCAAGGGCGAUGGGGACUGCUGCGAAGUGCGGGCCUGCAAGGGCCGGGAGAGUCCUGUCUCCCAGGACCAGCAAGAUGUUACAAACCUGCGAAAAGCGGACAACAAGCAACAGGGACCUGCAGUAUGGGAAAGAGAAGACGUGGCAGUGAGAGGAGAGGAGGACUGGAAUCUCCGAGGAUUCUGUGUAGCUGAUGUAACGAGGGAGCUACUUCUGGACUCUGUGUUCCAUGAACAAAAGCGCAUUCAACGAGUCUGGUGUCGUGCGCUAUUGCUGAAGGCAACAGAGGCCCUGGCCGGGAGUUUGCGACCCUGGAGAACAAGCUCCAACUGCCACGUGGCAUUGUUGUCGCAGUUGAAUGAUUGGGCAGGAUCUCAAUCUGUCAUCACAGUGGCAACACAGCGGCAGGAAACAGGAAACGAGGCGAUGAUGGGGUUGAGUGUGGCGGCAGCGGCGACGGAGGAGGAAGAGGAGGAGGAGGAGGAGGAGGAGGAGGAGGAGGAGGAGGAGGAGGAAGGGGGACGUCCAAGCAAGUGCAGCAAACAAAAGAAGAAGAAGAAGAGGAGCAAAAAUGUGGUGGUUGUGGGUGAAAUGGAGGACAGUCUCAUCUUGAGUGUGAAGGAGGAGGAGGAGGAGGAGGAGGAGGAAGGGCGGGGAUCAAGAAAGUUGGGCAAACGAGAGAAGAAGAAAAACAAGAAGAUGGGGGACAACCACAUGGUCAGUGAUGGUGACUUGGCAGGUGCAGUUGUGGACAAGGAGGAGGAGGAGGAGGAGGGCGAUGAGGAGGAUAAUAAGAACAUGGGUAAAGGAAAGAAGGAGAAGCAACAGAGAAAGAAGAAGAGAAAGGAGGAAUGGGAUGGAGAGGAAGCAGGUCAGAUGGUUGAAGAAGACAAGGUUGAGCUGAAGAAGAAGAAAAAAAGAAGAAAAGAGGGAUUGGAUGACACAAAGGAGGCUGAAGCUCCACUUGCGGCAGAUGAAGAAGAGGCUGAGAGGAGUAUAACGAGGAAUGGCAAGGGUGCAGAGAUGGAAGAAGACAACAACACUGGAACAGAAGGGAAGAGGGGGAAGGAGAAGGAGAGAGAGGGGCGUAACAGAGGGAGAGACUCUGAGUUGGCUGGCGACGAAGUGGUGGACGGGAGCCGAAGAGAGAGAAAGAAAGCCAAGAUUGCGAGGAAAAUGAUGAGUGAGGAAGAAAAAAAGGGCAUUUUUGAAGAAUUGCCUGGGUCAGAAGGAGGUGUGGCAGCAGGGGAAGCAGAGAGAGAAUGGGAGGAGGAGGAAAACCACUCUCAGCCUCAGCCAGCGACGCAGCAGCCUAUGGGUGGUGGUGGUUGUGGUGGCACUUUGAUGGAGUUUGAAGGAUGUUCUAGAGGCUUGAGAGAAGUAUCGAAGAUCCUCAAGUCUCUUGUGAGGGUACCUAGGGGGGUCAUACCGAGGAGCGACGCCGUUACGUCUGUGGUCGCUGUUCAGCUGAUGGAAAAAUGUCUGGUUGAGAUUCUUCUUGAGACGAGGAAGACACUUCUUCCACAAACUCCCAUCUCCGUCUCAGGCCGUGUUAGACGAGUAUUGCAAGUGGGGGAGGAUCCCCCUCUGGGUGCUGCAGCUGUCGGGGAGGUGGUCUCCACCAUCCUUGCUUGCCGAAUGGCGAUGGCAGGGUUGACGGCGAAAUGCAUUCCAUGCAUUACUUCCCUUGAAGAGGGAUCGUCGAUGCAGCUGCCUGGAGGAUGCCUUCCCACUCUAUCUCCAUCGUCGUGGAGCUCAGGCAUAGAUUGGUUGCUACAGCCUGUUGAUGUCUGUGCAUCUGUGGCUGCAGAUCUUCUUGCCCGCUACGCACCGUCAGGGUCACUGGCGGGACCGGUGUCGAGCCAGGUGUCUGACAGGACGUUGCCCCACGCUAUGUUGUCAGGUGCAUCUUUGCAAAUGCGUGCGCACCUGCAGGUGCGUUCGAUCGUCAGCUGGACAAUGAAGAUAACAGGCAAUCUUUUUACUGCAUGGUUGAUUGAUAAUUUCCUGAUUCUUCGAGGUGGUGUUUACCCUGGUGGUGGAAAGAGAAAGCACUGGGUAUUAGGGGCGACACUGGAUGGGAUAGCCGUGAAUGCAUUGGGAUCAUUAAGGAGUCGAUGCGAAGAGCUCAAGGGGCAUUUUGUGCGCAAUGAUGGUAUCGAUCUGCAAGUGGCAUUUGCAAUCAAGAAAAGUUUUGCGACUUCGAAGAAAAGGACGAAAUUGCGAACGGGCUUUACGGGUCCAGUACCGAGAAGUGUUGUUCUCCAGGUCAUGAAAGAGCAAGCAAAGAACACGGGAGGCAGCGGUUCUCACUAUGUGCCGCAGAAGUUUACGGGGGGACCACCACCUGAUGGUUGCAGCAUGGCGGAGUGGCAUAAGGCAUGCCUGUCGCUAGCAGUGAUCAGCGCUAGCGUUGCAGGUCUGACAGCCACAGUCGAGGAGUCCUGGAAGCUGACUAAGUACAGUACCAAGAAGAAAGGGAGGGAUUGCAGGGUGGGAUGGACAGCCAUACCUGCCAGUAUGCGUCAAUGGGUUCUGUACGUCGCGCCCCUUCUCGCUCAAAUCCUGGAGGAGAUAACGGCGGCGGCAACCUUGGGAGAAAGUUCAGGUCCAUCUGGGCAGGCCGCGAAUGGCGUCUUAAGGAACUCUGAGAGGACGACGGGUGAAAACUUUGUAGGGAUGGAUGAUGUUGUCACUCAGCAGGUGGCAGAGACGACGAAUAGAGCAGGGGAAUGUGUGUGCGAUGAUCCCGAGGAUCCUGAUGGCAGUGGUACUCGAGGGAAGGAAGGAGAGACGAAGACAGGGAAGAGAACGGAUUCUUCGGCCUGCGCUGCUGUAGAUUGGGAGGAAGUGACCAAGUCAAUGGAAGCGACAUGGGUGAUGCUGACCAAGGUAGAAUGUGGGAGGAAUUGGGAAAGAGCAGGCAAGCAUUUACUGGAGGACAGAGGUGGAACGGAAGCUGUCUGCAAUAAUGAUGUGGUGAGAACGGCGGAUGCGGAGCAGGUGAAGCAGGGACAGCACUGCAAACUGGGCAACAUAGCCGCUCCAGUUGUGCAUCGUGAGGAUGGAGUAGAACAGAAGUCGCAAGCAACCGCCGGAGAAGACGCCGAAUGUAGUACUACAAUUGUAAUCAAGGACUCCGUUGGGCACACGUUCUCUGCCUACGGGUGUCUUCUCAAGAUGCAUGUCUGGUUAACGGGUCCCAAUUCCAAAGCAGGGGUCGGCGACAGUGCUCUUCGUGAGGAUGGCGAAGUUCCCGAGUCUUUUGCAGCAUUGUCCGCCACUUCUAUGGGCCGUCAACUUGCACUUGCACUUUGGAUGUUGUCGAGAGAGGUGCAGAGGCUGAGUGUCUGCAAGUCAGAAGAGAACGUGGGAACGAGUGGUGAUCCUCUUGGUGCCUGGCUUCUUGGGGUUCUGAAUUACCUGGAGGCUAUAGGCCUUUGCCUCCGGGCAUCAGGAUCGAAGCCCCCGCAUUUGCUCAUUGAGCGUCUGCUUCAUUUCUAUUUGUCUGCAAUGGAUAAUGUGGGACCACCUGCAGCGGCAGGCUCUGGUGGAGGUACCACUGCCAUACGUGGAAGUGCAGCAGAAAGGAGACAGCAACAGUUGGACUCCGACAAACUGGUCUGCGCUCAGGUACACAAGUCCCACAAUGUGUCCCGCGACGAGUAUUCACAUUCCUCCUCUGGUAACCAAAGGGGCGCUGGCCUUGAGUUUCUGCGAUCGGGCAUAAGUCGAUGUGUCCGCGCCUUGAUAGAAGGUGCUUGGCGAUGGCAGUCGAUGACGGUGUUGAAGGUUGUAUUGGAACACGUGACGGCCGUUAGAGAUAUAGGUACAGAGUCGUCGACUGAUUCUGAUGGAAGGAGCAUUCUCACUGAGGACCAGUUGAUCGAUGCAGCAAGUACAAUAGAGGGCAUGUGGAAAACGACGGUCUGCGCAACCAGUGUACGACGGGUUGCUGUUGGACUCGAGUGCCUCGGUAUCUUCGUCGAUGUGAGUGCUAGUUUCCCAGGGGCGAUGAAACCAGAUCUUCUCGUCAGCCGCAGUAAGAGGAUUUUGUCUACCCUCUUCGAUGUUACUCUUGCUCUGUGUAAACGCGGAGAAUCUGCCACCACAGGAGGCGCGAACUUGCACCCACUCUUCUCAGAGGCGGCGUCAGCUGCGCCCGUCGUCCAUAGGGUAUUGCAGAUGCUACGGAUCAUCUCGUCCCGCCAGAGUUACCCUAUGGAUGAAAAUCACAUCGGACUUCUCUUUCAAUUGCCGCUCAUGGUGUUUGGAGUCGGGGCGCGCUGGGAACCUUGUGGCAUGACGACUGCCGCACAAGCUGCGAGGUGGGAGAAUCAAGAUGCUGCUGCAGCUCAGGCAGACCAGCCUGACAUCAGAGCGGCGGAAAACUGGGGUGCCGCUGACAUUGCUGCGCUCUUGUAUGUGGGGAUUUGCAGGCUGGUAAACACCGUCAUUCAUCAUCGGUCAGGAGGGAGCCGCCACUUGGGCGCUUCCAUUGGAACUUGCCUGCGCACUUUGCUCCGCGUCCUGGCCAAAGCCCAGUGGCUGGACCCCUGCGGUUGCAGCCGGAGGAUCUGCGGGUGGGAUGCAAAAGCAGCGAUCCGCUGUGCCAGCGCAUUGCGACGCGUGUACGAGGAAGUGGCAAACAACAGGGACUGCCUUGGUAGGUUCUGCAAAUACUACCUUGCGGAUUAUGUUGCCGUCGUCUGCGGCGAAGGCGAAAACAAUGACGACGAGGGCGAAGGGUGCGGUCUGAGCAGAGAAGCAGAAGGGGCGGUUCGUCCGGGAGCGUUUGCGCUUAUGGAUGUCUGUUCCGAGAAAGACUUGCAUCAGCUUCACUUGUCGUUUGGAGAAGGGGGACUACAAGGCACGUUGAGUAUGUUGAAGAGGGAGUACGAGCUGAGCCACAAGUACACAGGAAAGGUGUAGUGGUAGUGCUAUUGUAGAGGCCGCAUGGUCCGUAGCAUGCAGGGGGGCAUACAGGCCUGGCGAUGUGUGGCAUGAUCGAAACCCUGUUUUUUAUUUUUUUUUAUUUUUUUGAAGCUACUGAGCGUCCUUAUGUUCUGUAGAAACCAUGUUGGUAGAGAUUGGCUAGAGAUUAAGCUGAGCUACAUCAGCUUGCAAUUUUUUUCCUCGGAUGUCUUUGGCGAAAUUGUUGGAAGCAUUCCAGAGAACUGUUGCGCUAUGUGUUUUUUCCCAGGCGUCGGGCUUGGCGCACUUGGUCGGUUUCGGUGUUACCUGUCAAGUACCAUCAUCUGGAUUCGAACUCGGGGCUGUUUUUCAACAGUUCAUGGGUGUACCCAGUACUACCCACUGAGCUAUAGGCCUA
Molecule: messenger RNA, 10153 nt
Organism: Chara braunii
Lineage: Eukaryota; Viridiplantae; Streptophyta; Charophyceae; Charales; Characeae
Source: the annotation of a GenBank genome assembly